AUGGGACAACCAACUAUACCCCCAACGCCAUCGGGGACUGAUCUGAGCAACAAGACGGUGAUUGUGACAGGCGGCAAUGCAGGCAUGGGCUACGAAGCUGCCCGGCAGUUGCUCGUAUUACAUGCAUCGCGCGUCAUCAUCGCCGUGAGGUCUGCCGUCAAAGGCGAAGAGGCUGUGGCAUCGUUGAAGCUUGACCUCGAAGUCAAAAAGCAUAAUCCAACUGCAACCAUUGAAGCUUUCGUGCUCGACCUUGACGACUACAAAUCAGGUUUAAGCUUUGCUCAGAAGGUCAAGCAAGAAGUGAAGGAAUUGGACAUCCUUCUUUGCAAUGGAGGUGUCAACAUCAUGAAGUACCAGAAGAGUGUUGCUGGACACGAAAGAGUCAUGCAAGUAAAUUGCUACACGCACGUCUUGAUCGCUCUGGAGCUUCUGCCACUUCUCCAGGCCACUUCGAAGCUCCGCAACGCUCCCACCCAUUUGACCUUUGUCGGAUCCGCCACGCAGACCAUGCACACUCUCGCCAAAAAGCCUGUCGCCGCCUCGGAGACAGUGCUCAGUCAUUUCGAUGACCAGAACAUUUACAGCGGUCUGACUCGAUACAGUGAUAGCAAACUAGCUGUCAACGCUUAUGUUCGCCGUCUAUCGGCUCUUGUCUCUUCUUCCGAAGUCAUCGUCAACAAUCUCUGCCCUGGUCUGGUAGCCACAGGAUUUGACAAACAACUGCCCGCAUGGUUGAAGCCUCUCAUGUUUGUAUACCGCAAGAUUGCCGCUCGUGAUGUGCACGAAGGGUCUCGCACUCUCGUCUAUGCAUCAGCAGUCGCAGAUGCAACUACCCACGGCAAAUUCUUACAGUCCAACAAGAUCGACCCUGGUGCCCCAUUCCUCGAUCAACCCGCUGGCAAGACCUUUACCGAUAAGCUGUGGGCGGAAACGGUGGCUGACAUCGCGAGAUUUGACGAGAACCUCAAGGUAUACGCUUGA
Molecule: messenger RNA, 981 nt
Organism: Aureobasidium pullulans EXF-150
Lineage: Eukaryota; Fungi; Ascomycota; Dothideomycetes; Dothideales; Saccotheciaceae
Product: putative carbonyl reductase
Exons: 3
Coding region: 1-981 (326 amino acids)
Source: RefSeq, a predicted model, not a curated record